Ostertagia ostertagi is the source of this 840-nucleotide messenger RNA. The record is from the annotation of a GenBank genome assembly. Lineage: Eukaryota; Metazoa; Nematoda; Chromadorea; Rhabditida; Trichostrongylidae.
AUGAGCUUUCCAGGCCAACAAAUAGAGCACGAUCAUGCUUUCUACACAGUCACUACUACAACGCAGGAUGAAGAAAAGCUGUCGUCGCUGAUUCGAAUGAAGUCCAGGACCCGGAGCGACAAUCUGACAUGUGUCGCGGUGAAUCCAGCAGGUCAAGUCUCUCGAUCAGUCUCCGUGCAAAUUCUUGGACCAGGUAGCCCUCCAUCUACCGUCACACUACAGAGUGAACGAGGUGGCUAUACUGUAUCUUGGCUUCCACCAUCACAUCCAAAUGGAAACAUCACGAAGUACGUAGUGUACCACACAUUCAACAAAGACGAUCCGUUGUCAGAUUGGCAGAAGCUGGUGCUCGACGGCACGGAGAAUAGCGUCAGGGUCUUGUCAAAAACCGAAGAUGCAUUUUAUGUGCGAGUUCAAGCUGCGGCUGACAGUGGGCCAGGAGUGAUCUCUGAUAUCGUAGCUAUAGAGAAAGAUAGUGAGUACCUUGAUACUAGAGAACCUGUUGAGGGUUGCGGGGAGUCUUCUCUCAAUAUUCAGAUUCUCAAAAUCAAUGUUCGCUGUGUUGCCCGAGGUAAGCCACGGCCACAGCUGUUCUACGUUUUGACUGAAGUUGGAGAUGAUCCUGAGGCAGAGUCCCUACGACUGCUCCUGAGCGAUGAUGUUCGAUCGAAGAUGAAGGAAUACUGGCGAGAAUUCGAACGUUCUGCCGCGAGACGAUUCGAUGCCAGUGACAAGGUUCGUGCCAUAAAUGAAGCUGGAGCUGGUCCGCUUUCCGAGGCAAUUCACUUCACCACACCAAAUGGAGGUGAUUUAACGGAAGGUUCCAUUUUAAGUUCGUAG